Molecule: messenger RNA, 1680 nt
Organism: Mangifera indica (mango)
Lineage: Eukaryota; Viridiplantae; Streptophyta; Magnoliopsida; Sapindales; Anacardiaceae
Product: receptor like protein 23-like
Exons: 2
Coding region: 1-1680 (559 amino acids)
Molecular function (GO): protein binding
Source: RefSeq, a predicted model, not a curated record
AUGACCCGAAAUGUUUCCUACAAGUUUCCGGGAGUUUCGGAAAUGGAAACGUUUCCGGGAGUUUCGGAAACGGAAACGUUUCCGAAACGUGGAAACGCAUCCUAUAUAAGUUUGUUUCCGUGCUACUUAGACUUUGGUGGUAGAAUUCCAACUGAGAUCUCCCACUUGUCUAAUUUGGUUUCUCUUGACCUCUCUGUUUCUCUCGAAAUCUCACCUUGGCCAGAAAUUCCCUUCUUGAGAAUUGAAAGAGAAGUUUUUCAAGGGUUAGUUCAAAAUCUGACAAAGUUAAUUGAACUUCUUCUCAAUGUUGUUGACAUGUCUGCCAUUGUACCUAGUUCCCUGAAAAACAUUUCUUCUUCUCUAACAUCUUUGAGUCUUGUGCAUUGCAAGGGCACUUCCCAGAUAAUCCGUCAUUUAGAUCUUUCAGACAAUAAUAUUACUGGUGAAUUUCAAGAUCUUUUUGUCAAUUUGAUGCAACUUUCUCUUUUAAGCUUCGCUAAUAAUCAACUUACUGGCCCCAUCCCUUCUCAUGCAAGUGGUCUUUCAAAUUUAGUUACUAUUUCCUUAUAUAAUAACUCUCUCAAUGGCACAAUACCAUCUUGGUUAUUCACUUUACCAUUAUUGAAAUACUUGAACCUUGCUUAUAACCAAUUAACUGGCCAUAUUGAUCAAUUUCAAAGUAAAUCUUUGGAAUUCAUUCAUUUGGGUAAUAAUAGAUUGAAUGGCUUUAUUCCAAGUUCAAUCUUUGAACAGGUGAAUUUAAUCGUUCUCUCACUUUCUUCAAACAAUUUCAAUGGAAUUGUAGAACUUCACUUAUUCUCAAAGCUGAAAAACAUUAUGGAGCUUGAUCUUUCUCAUAAUAGUCUAUUAGUCAACACUGCAUCCAAAACCAACUCAUCUUUUUCCAAGCUUCACUAUUUGCAUUUAUCAGCUUGCAACAUUAGUGAAUUCCCAGACAUCUUAAGAAGUCUAGAUAUUUUAGAGGAGCUAGAUCUUUCAAAAAAUAAAAUUCAACGUCAAAUUCCUAAUUGGAUGUUAGAAAUUGGAAAAGAUAGUCUCUAUUGGCUAAAUCUUUCCUUGAACUCUCUCAACGACACAAUAGAGCUUCCAUGGAGAAAUCUUAGAUAUCUAGACCUUCAUUCUAACAUGCUUCGGGGAUCACUUCCGAUUCCACAACCUUCCAUGAGAUUAAUUUCACUGUCAAACAACAAUUUGACUGGGAAGAUACCAGACUUGAUCUGUAAUAUGAGUUUCAUACAGAUUAUAGAUGUUUCAAACAACAGUUUAAGUGGUAUCAUUCCUGAAUGCAUGGGAAAUUCUAGUAGUCUUCAUGUGUUGGAUUUGCGGAAGAAUAGAUUUAAUGGCUCCAUUCCUGGAACAUUUGCAAGGGGUAACAACUAUAGGACCCUUAACUUCAACAAUAAUGAAUUGGAAAGGUCAAUUCCACAGUCAUUGAUCAACUGUUCAGCACUCGAAGUUCUUGAUCUUGGAAACAACCAGUUAAAUGACAUGUUCCCAUAUUGGUUGGGAAAUCUUCCAAAGCUGCAAGUUUUGGUUCUUCGUUCUAACAAAUUGUAUGGUUCUAAUUGGGGUUGUUCAAAGACCAAAAAUUGCUUUCCUAAAUUGAAAAUCUUUGAUCUCUCCAACAAUAAGCUUAGUGGUUUUUUGCCAGCCAGGUAA